Messenger RNA from Acipenser ruthenus (sterlet), 3726 nucleotides. RefSeq names its product inward rectifier potassium channel 2. The transcript is spliced from 4 exons. Lineage: Eukaryota; Metazoa; Chordata; Actinopteri; Acipenseriformes; Acipenseridae. Bases 994 to 2367 code for a protein of 457 amino acids. Gene Ontology annotation, cellular component: plasma membrane. The record is from RefSeq and is a predicted model, not a curated record. Gene Ontology annotation, molecular function: inward rectifier potassium channel activity. Gene Ontology annotation, biological process: regulation of monoatomic ion transmembrane transport; potassium ion import across plasma membrane.
CUGAUCAAAUGACUUCAACAGAGAGAGAGAGAGAGAGAGAGAAAUAGUUCUAACAGUUAACCAACGCAGAACAUAAGAGAGAAAGGGGUGAGAGUGGAGAGAGAGAGAUAUUUGUUUGGGAUACAAACAUGAUAACUAAUCAUCUGACAGCGUGAGGGUGAGAUAUACCCUGGAUUUUAAAAACCAGGGUUCAUCGGCCAGAUUGUGUCCCAAACCUUUCUCGAAAACCAAAGCAGGACAUCAAAUCUCAAUCACCAAGGCUUUGAAAACGGAAUUGCAGACCAAUGGAAGCGAUGAGUUUUGUUUUCUUUCUUUGUCAACCAGAGUGACUAAACUGUUUUAUCAGACACUGUUCAGGCUAAACAGCUGUUUUUAAAACAGAGGACUGGAAUCGCUAAGCCAAGCAGAUCAAAAAGGAUUGCUUUAUCGAACGCACAAUUAUUUAGUUUUUUUUAAAGACUGUGUUUGGAUAAUAAAUCUAAGUUGUCUUCCCUGUUAAAGUGCAACAAGUUCACGAGAACAAAAUGUGUUUCACUCCUCAAAAAAGACUGAAAGGUAAUUAUAUGCGGAAAAGUAACCAGAGAGUGUUUAAAUAGGUAACUUGCACAUAGGGAAUAAGACCGUUUUUUUUUUUUUUUUUUACUUUAACUAGGGCAGAAAUUGCCAUGGAAACAGAAUACCAAAAACAAAUAUUUCAGGAAUGAACUAUAAACAGGAAAGAAUCACAUAAAGGGGGCGGCGACCGUUCGGUCUCCCUGAGCCGCCAAUAGAGACAUAAGCCUUGGAAAAAAAAAUAAAAAAAGAUCUGUGACUUUUCACAACACACGAACAUAAGAAAAGUUUGGGAACGAGAAACAGGCCAGUUCAGCCAUCAAGACUCAUCCCUCCAUUAGCGUCUCCCCUACUGUGGGGUUAAAGUUCAUUUAAAAAGCACAGAAUCUUGGAUAACGCAUCAAAAUCACGUCAAUAAGCGGCCGAACCAAACUGCCCGCAAUGGCAGCCGCCAGAGUGAAGCGGCGUUUCAGUGUCGUGGUGGACACGCCCCUCGACGAAGAGGAAGUGAUGAAACUCGCCCAGAGUUCCGGCGAGGCGGGAGAGGGCGGAGCCUGCACGCACGCCAGCCUGCCCUCGCGCAACGGAAAAGCCUUCUCCCAGGGAAACGGGGACUGCAGCCCCAGCGGUUCCUCACCGGACCACCGGAGGCAGCAGCGAGCCCGGAACCGCUUCGUGCGAAAAGACGGCCGCUGCAACAUCACCUUCGUGAACGUGAGCGAGCGCGGCCAGCGCUACCUCACUGACCUCUUCACCACCUGCGUGGAUAUCCGCUGGAGGUGGAUGUUCGUGCUGUUCUCCCUUUCCUUCCUGCUCUCCUGGCUGCUGUUCGGCUUCACCUUCUGGCUCAUCGCCUCGGGCCACGGCGACUUCGGCCCCCGGCCGGCCCCGCCGGGUGCUCCCGAGCCCUGCUUCCUCCAGGUCACCACCUUCACAGCGGCCUUCCUCUUCUCCCUGGAGACCCAGACGUCGAUCGGCUACGGUUUCCGCAGCGUGACGGAGGCCUGCCCGCUGGCCGUGCUGGCGGUGGUGCUGCAGUGCAUCGUGGGAAGCAUCAUCGACGCCUUCAUCAUCGGCGCCGUCAUGGUGAAGAUCGCCAAGCCCAAGAAACGCAACGAGACGCUGGUGUUCUCUGAGAACGCUGUGGUGGCGCUCCGGGACGGCAAGCUGUGCAUGAUGUGGAGGGUGGGGAACCUGAGGACCAGCCACUUGGUGGAAGCCCACGUGAGGGCGCAGCUGCUCAAGCCACGCGUGACCCCAGAAGGAGAGUACCUUCCCUUGGACCACGAGGACAUGAACGUGGGCUUCGACAACGGCACGGACCGGAUCUUCCUGGUGUCUCCUGUGACCAUCGUCCACGAGAUCGACGAGGACAGCCCGCUGUACGAGCUGAGCCAGGCGGAGCUGGAGCAAGAGGCCGACUUCGAAGUCGUGGUCAUCCUGGAGGGCAUGGUGGAGGCCACAGCCAUGACCACGCAGUGCCGCAGCUCCUACCUCAGCCACGAGAUCCUGUGGGGCCACCGCUUCGAACCCGUGCUCUUUGACAAGAAGAACCACUACCAGGUGGAUUACUCCUAUUUCCACCGCACAUAUAAAGUUCCCAGCAUCCCCAGCUGCAGUGCAAAGGACCUGGCCGAGCAGAAAUACAUCCAGACCUCGCGCGCGUCGUUCUGUUACGAGAACGAGGUGGCUUUGAUGGAUCACAGCGAGCUGGAGCUGGAGCUGGUGACCCCGAACCCCAGAGCCGUCGACCCGCACCUUACCCAAACCAGCACCGCCGAGGCCUCGCCCCAACUGGACUUCAUGAGCUGCUGAGCGCAGCGCUCUGCAUGACAGACUCACAGGGCUGGGACAUGCAUGGGUUCCGGCUGCAGUGUAACGAUACAGGGAGUUGUGUUAACUGUGGGUUGCGUUUCAUUGCAAUGCCGUGCGAUGCGUUCACUGUGAACCCCGAUCGCUUUUCAGCACGCCUGGUGAUCUUAUCCAAGUUAAAAACAAAUAAAAAGGGAAAAGCUAAAGUUGGUUUGAAAACAAAAACAUAUCUAAACAGAAACUUUUGAAUUGAAGCCGCGCGUAUUGUUUCUACGCAGUUAUCUCGAUUAAAUAUAGUUCAUCUUUUCAGAGUUACUGUUUCAAAUUGUUGCCUCUCUGUUCCCUUAUUGAUAUGUUGAUGUUCCCUAUUAUUUGUUAGUUAAUAUAUAAACAGACCAGCUGCAAACACGAGAGCCCUGUGGAUUAUCACGUCCCAGCUUUUAACCGCGUCUCACCGACAAGGGACAGAAUACACAACACUGUCCGCUGCAUCCGUUUAUAAAGAUCUUAAUGUGGAACACCUAACUCAAAAUGAACAAGGUUUGUUAACAGUUAACAAACUAAAAAUAAAACAAGGCCCUUUAAAUGAAACGUGAGCAUUAAAUAUAUUAACAAACGAUAAAGCUUGGAGUGUCCCACGACUAUGUCGCUUCGCAAACUGAUUUCAAUGAGGAAGGAAACUUGUAUCUCUAUAGCUAAAACUACCAGUGGAGAACGCGUGAUGUAUAAUUCAGUAGCAAAUACAGAGAAGGCUAAACUGCGGAUCAAAUUGCUCAAAGCUUAAUUUGAGGAAUCGGGUGUACAGUAUAUUUUAAAAUCACUGUUGAUUUCUGUUUGUUUCUGUAGAUUAUUUGCAGAAAACCCGUUUAAGUCAUCGGAAUAAUUAUUAUUUUUGUAGUAUCAGAAGUUGCUCUUAAAGGAUCCCAGUGGUCGGGUGCUGACAGCAUGACCAAUGCGAGGAGAGACACGAAAUCACUGAAGACAGAAGAAUCUUUCCGGGAAUGUUGCAUACAUUAUCACAGAUCUGCAGGACAUUUCCAUUGUGCGUGUAUAUUUUGGGACAGGGUGCAAUUAUUGUGUAAAAACAGGAUUAUGUAUUAAAAGUAGGAAACUUUGAUUUGUUUUUCCAUUUGUCAAGCAGGCAAGCUCGCAGAUUUAGAAAUUGAAACGGAUUACUCGGGGUAACUGCAAUGUGUUAAGAACUGAAAUAUAAAUAGUAAUGAUAUCGCAGUAUAAAGGAUACUGACAUUAAUAAUUCUGUCUGCUUUGGAUGUGUGUGUUUAUUGUUGUAUGUAUUUAGGAUGUAGGGAAUUCACUUUUUAAGACUAUUUUGGGUAGAAAAUAAAACUGUUGUAAAAAACA